CGAAGAAGUUUUAAUAAAUGAAGAUUUAAAUAAUUUCUAGAAUUCUUCUUAGAUUAAAGUUGUGGGAAGAAUUUCCUGUUUAGAAAAAGGCUUUUCAAAUGAAACAAAUUUAAUUCUUGAAAUUGACUCAAAAAACUACUUCCAUUUAAAUUUUGAAAACGAAUAUUUUAAAUAGGAAAAUAUUUUCAUUUUCCCAAACUAAAUCUUAAUGUUAGAAGGUUUUUUAGAAAAUAAUAGAAAAUACCUAAAUGUAACCGAAGUUCACCCUUAUAUUUGGAAAAAUAUAACUUUCUAAGAAAAUCAAGAACAAAUUUUUGAUAACUAUCGAAAAAUUAUUAUCUCCACUGGACCUUUUUCUCCUAAAAGUACCUUUAAUUUUAACGCUUUUGAUCUCCUUUUAAAAAAAGCCAAAGAAAUAAAGGUUUCAGCCCUUAUCUUGCUAGGUCCUUUCCUUGAUAUAGAAAAUCAAGUGGUAAAAACAUCCGAUUUAGGUGCUGAUUUAUCCUUCGAACAACUCCAAAACUCCCUCUUUGAGCGUGCAGCAACCUCAUUAGGUCCUAAUGUUCAAAUAAUAGUAAUCCCGAGUACUAAAGACGUUCUUUCGUUUGAAAAUAUACCCUAAUAACCACUUGAAAUUCAAAUAUCAAGCAAUUAUUAAUAAAACAUAAAAAGUUUUUCAAAUCCAGCUUAUUUUGAAAUGGAUGAACUUUCUUUUUAUAUAGGAAAUUCGGAUAUUGCAUUAAAUACGUAUAUGGGAUCUUUUUCUAAAAAUAAAAAAAACUAAAAUCCUAUAUAGUAAAUACCUAAUGUUUUCGAGAGUAUUUUUUCACAAAAAAACCUUUAUUCAAUGUAUCCAUUUUUAGACUAAAAAGACCCCAAAAAAAUUACUGAAAAUAUAAAUUUGGAAAAAAUAGGAAAUUUCGAUGUUAAUUUUGACGUUGAAAAUGAGGAUUUCCCAAAAAUAGUUAUUUCUCCGUCUAAUUUGCCUUGUUUUGCCCAAAAAAUCAAUGAUACAGUAGUAAUUAAUCCCGGAUAUGUCAUAAAAUAAGAAACCAAAGGCAAUUUUGCAGUAUUGACGCAUUUUGAAUGCAAUAAUAAUAUCAGAAUAAGCCAAAAAAUAAAAAUUGAUUUUUAUACUUUAUGA
This is a messenger RNA of Ichthyophthirius multifiliis, 1144 nucleotides long. RefSeq lists its product as hypothetical. Gene Ontology annotation, molecular function: DNA binding. The annotation marks the transcript as partial. Lineage: Eukaryota; Ciliophora; Oligohymenophorea; Hymenostomatida. The record is from RefSeq and is a predicted model, not a curated record. Gene Ontology annotation, cellular component: alpha DNA polymerase:primase complex. Gene Ontology annotation, biological process: DNA replication initiation; DNA replication. The transcript has a single exon.